UAUAAAAAUUGAGUAAAGUAUCCCUUGCGUUGUUCAAGUGCGCCGUCUGGAAAUUCUAUCACGUAGACUAGGUGUACCUUAUUCGAAAGUAAGAUGAUGCAACAUGUAAAACUGUUUUUAACUUAGAUAAAAGUAAAAACGUUUUGUAAUUGAGACAUUGUGCACUUAGCAGGUACUUACGUGUGCUAACUACUUCCGCAUUGCUGUAUAAGAUUUUAAUUCUUCUGCGAUGUUCCGUGGUACAGAUUUGAUUGGCAGACAUUUUUUGACCCUAAAAGAUUAUAACCAAAGUGAAAUAGAGCAUUUGCUUUGGACAGCAUCAGAUUUAAAAACAAGAUAUAAGGAAAACAAAGAGGUGUUCCAGCCUCUCAUUGGCAAAUCGAUUGCAAUGAUAUUUCAGAAACGAAGCACAAGAACUAGGCUUUCAACAGAAACUGGUAUGAGUUUACUUGGUGGACAUGCAGUUUUCCUUGGUCCUGAUGACAUUCAUCUUGGAGUCAAUGAAUCACUGCAAGACAGUGCAAAGGUACUAAGCAGAAUGACAGAUGUUGUCUUAGCCAGAGUCUACGGUCAGUCUGACUUGGAGGAACUCAGUAAAUAUUCCACAGUACCUAUUAUCAGUGGAUUGUCUGACAUGUAUCAUCCCUUACAAAUACUGGCAGAUUUCCAGACUCUGCAGGAGCAUUUUGGUCAGCUGAAGGGGUUGAAAUUGGCUUGGGUUGGAGAUGGUAACAAUGUUGUCCAUUCAUUUUUGAUGGGAUGUCCCAAGCUUGGAAUGGAUCUGAAUAUAGCCACUCCUAAGGGCUAUGAUGUUGAUCCCAAAGUAAAAGAAGAUGCAGUAACUUUAGUGAAACAGUCUGGCACAUCAAUGAAUUUCACCAGGGACCCUAUGGAGGCAGUAGCAGGGACUGAUGUGGUAAUUACAGACACCUGGAUCAGUAUGGGGCAGGAGGCAGAGUCGAAGAAGAGAAUCAAAGACUUCAUGGGAUAUGAAGUUACAAAGGAGAUGAUGGCUGCUGCUGGACCCCAUGCCAUAUUUAUGCACUGUCUUCCGAGACACAAGGAGGAGGUCAGUGAUGAGGUGUUUUACGACGAAAAGAGGUCAGUUGUGUGGCAGGAGGCAGAAAACAGGAAAUGGACAGUUAUGGCAGUGAUGCUGAAUUUGCUGCAACAGUACAUGCCGCUGCAUCCAAAACCCACAUUCUAACAAUUCCAGUCGACCUGUCCAGGUCCAGUGGAGGGCAUUUCAUGGUUAAAAACACAUUUGAAAUACAGACUUUCUUUUAUAGCAAUUCCAUAAAUUGUGUUGGCUGAAAGAAAUUUUAAACAAGGUUGAUACAUUUCCAUGCUGUUGAGAGUAGUAUGUUGCAUUUUAUGUUUAAAGGUGGGUAAAGAUUGGAGUUUUCUGAUCAUGCACAAGAAUCUCAAAUUUAAUAUUCUGUCAGUAAAAAAAUAAGUUUAUUAAAUUAUACAGGGGAGAACAUCACAAAAAUCUCUUUUGAUAAAUAAAUUUUACAAGUAUAAUAAAAUGUUACGGAAGUGGUGA
Molecule: messenger RNA, 1546 nt
Organism: Lingula anatina
Lineage: Eukaryota; Metazoa; Brachiopoda; Lingulata; Lingulida; Lingulidae
Product: ornithine transcarbamylase, mitochondrial
Biological process (GO): L-citrulline biosynthetic process
Cellular component (GO): mitochondrion
Molecular function (GO): amino acid binding; ornithine carbamoyltransferase activity
Source: RefSeq, a predicted model, not a curated record